Molecule: messenger RNA, 1226 nt
Organism: Osmia lignaria (orchard mason bee)
Lineage: Eukaryota; Metazoa; Arthropoda; Insecta; Hymenoptera; Megachilidae
Source: RefSeq, a predicted model, not a curated record
AAUAUCUUUUAAACAAUUAGCCGUCUGCCCCCAAACGGGGGUAUAGGCGUGUUCAGCUCGACGAGCUCUACAAGCUGGCAAAGUUUCAUUAAUAAGUGAGUGUAACACUUGGGUAGUUCCCCUUGUAAGACCCGGGAAAGGGGUGAUCUACAGCGAGGAUCAGGAACCCGAUUUAAAUUUUCGCGCGCAAAUGUUACGACGCAAGUGGUGGGGGGUCUGCAUACCCACCUCUCCCCACCAUCGUCAGUCUACCUGGGACCGCUGAGGCGUACGGACCGGGGUCUAGAGAAGGGGAGGUUUAUUUACCUGAGGAACCCGACCAUGCUCGCGAGGGAUUGAAGUGGCCAUGGAAGAUCUGAUAAAUCAGCAAGCAGUCGAAGACAAGCGAGAAAUCGCUGGAUUCGAUCGAAGAUGGGUCAUUCACGGGCCUACAUUCGCGUCCUUGAGGUCCUUUACGUUUCGUCGGUGUCGCAACGUCGACUCAGCAAUCGCGCACGUCGACGAUUUUUUUCGAAACUGAAGAAUUCCUGGCCACCGUUCGACCUGGUGAACAGCUGAUCGUAUCUACCAUGUCGACAAGCUGAGAGAGCCUCCUUGCUUCCCGACCCUCUAGCUUAAAUAAGAUCACAACUGGUCACAUGGCGAUCGCUUCGGAAAACUCAGUGACGAUUAUUAUACGCACUUGGACCUUUAUGAUAAUCUUCUGCUUCGCUGGCUGUGCAGCUGGUUCCUGCUUGAGCUAUGGACAUUCGUGUUGGGGUGCACAUGGUAAACGGAGUGGGGGACAUAACAAUGGGUAUUUGUUACCAUUAAAAGGAACGAAUGAGAUGCAACAUGGAAUACCUUUACUUACAAAGGAACAAUUAAUAUUAUCUCGUUUAAUUGAUCGGCCAUUGAUGUCUAAUAAAUACAAAGGAAGAUGGGACGGACUAUUUAAAGUAAAAUCAAAUUUUCCAGAGCAUUUGAACGACGGUGAUGUUAAUACUCGCGUUAUCAGUAAUGAACCUAUUCGUGAUCCAAAUAACGACAAUGAUAUUGAUGGUGGUAAAAGGAAAAAUAUGAAUGAUAUGCAGGACAUGAUAGAAAGUAUGAACAAUGAGAAAAAGGAAGUUCCGGAAGUUGUACUGAUAUUAGGUAACAAAGAGAAGGAAUACGCCAGUCAACCACAAAACCUUGAAUUCUUGAAAUUUUUGAGUGAAACAAAUGGUAAUUUCGAAUAACAGAAU